CGGUGGCCGGCGGGUGGUGCGGGCGGGGCAACGUCAUGGAGGAGGCAGGGACAGGGACCCGGACGGCGGCGCGGCGGCAGGGGCGGCGGAUGCGGGCCCCGGCGACCCUGGAGAAGCAGCGGGAUCGGCGGCCGGCAGGGCGGCUGACCCGGAGGAGAAUUGAAGAGGAUCAAGAAGAAGCAGUUUUUCGAGAAGUGGUCAGUUUUACCCCAGACCCUUUGCCAGUUAGAUAUUAUGACAAGGACACCACCAGACCCAUCAGCUUUUACUUGUCUUCCCUGGAGGAACUCUUGGCGUGGAGACCCGAUGCGGAGGAUGGCUUUAAUGUGGCCUUGGGGCCCCCUGAGUGUCGGAACCCCCCUCUGAGCAGCCGGAGGCCCCGAACUUUGAUGUGUCAUGACAUGAUGGGCGGGUACCUGGAUGACAAGUUUAUUCAAGGCUCAGCCACACAGACUCCCUAUUCCUUUUACCAUUGGCAGUACAUCGACAUCUUUGUGUACUUCAGCCAUCACACGGUCACCAUCCCCCCAGUAGGCUGGACCAACGCCGCCCACAGGCAUGGGGUCUGUGUGCUGGGGACUUUCAUCACUGAAUGGAAAGAUGGGGAGCGGCUCUGCGAGGCCUUCCUGGCUGGGGAUGAGCACUCGUACCGGGCGGUGGCCGAUCAGCUGGUCCUGAUUGCCCAGUUUUUCCGAUUUGACGGCUGGCUGAUCAACAUUGAGAACUCUCUGAGUCUGGCCGCUGUGGGGAAUGUGCCCCACUUCCUCCAGUACCUGACCUCUCAGCUGCAUCAGCAGAUCCCCGGGGGCCUGGUGCUCUGGUACGACAGCGUGGUGAGCAGCGGGCAGCUCAAAUGGCAGAACGAGCUCAACGAGCAGAACAGAGUCUUCUUCGAUUCCUGCGAUGGCUUCUUCACCAACUAUAACUGGCGGGAGGAGCAUCUGGAGCGGAUGCUGGGUCAGGCCGGGGAGCGCCUGGCGGAUGUGUACGUGGGUGUGGACGUGUUCGCCCGCGGGAAUGUCGUCGGGGGCCGGUUCGACACGAACAAGUCGCUGGAGCUGAUUCGGAAGCACGGGUUCUCGGCGGCCCUGUUUGCGCCUGGCUGGGUGUACGAGUGUUUGGAGAAGGGGAAUUUCUUCCAGAACCAGGACAAGUUCUGGAGUUUGCUGGAACGCUACUUGCCCACACACAGCAUCUGCUCCUUGCCCUUUGUCACUUCCUUCUGCCUGGGCUUGGGGACUCGAAGAGUCUACUAUGGCCAGGAGGAGGCCGCGGGGCCCUGGUACCACCCGAGCGCCCAGGAGAUCCAGCCCCUGUUUGGAGAGCACAGGCUGGAAGGGGACGGGCAGGGCUGGGUGAAGACGCACUGCUGUCUGGAGGACGCCUGGAACGGGGGCAGCUCUCUGCUCAUCCGGGGGCUGAUUCCACCCGAGGUUGGAAACGUGGCUGUGAGGUUAUUCUCCCUGCAGGUCCCAGUGCCACCCAAGAUCUUCGUGUCCCUGGUGUACAAGCUGGAAGGGACUUCGGCGGUGGGGGUGGCUUUGGAGCUCACCACAGGGGACGCGGGCAGCUGUCACGUGGGAGGCAUCUCGGUGCUGAGUGCAGAAACGAGCUCAAGGCGCAGUCCCCGACCCCUCCGGGUGCCCCCAACCAAGCUGGCCAAAUGGGUGGGCCGCUGCGGCCAGCAGCUCCGUGGGGGCUGGGUCCAGCGCUGCUACGAAGUGACUCUGCGGGGCUGCCUCCUGCAGGACCUCUUUGUUAAUUUCUCCCGGCCUCCGGGCAGCCAGAAGGAGGAGAACUUCAUCUGUCGCCUUGGAGAGCUCCAGGUGGUGGAUGCCAACAGCCUGCUGACCCCGCUCCCCCAGGUGCAGGCUGUGACGGUCUCGCAUGUGCGCUGGCAGCCGGCCGCCUCCGAGCAUGAGGGCGGCCCCGCCGGGCUGCGGCUCAGCUGUACUCUCCACUGGGCCUACCUCCUUCCCCGCGUCCGGUGCUUCCGGAUCCACUGCUGCCGAGGAUCGGAAGGUGGCUCUCCCGGCAGCGGGCCUUCGGAGCCAGGGAGGCCCAGGCUGCUGGGCCUGGCUUUCGUCAACCGGUAUCGGAUAGUGGGCCUGGCAGUGGCAGCCGCGGAGCCUGGCCAGGAUGGCCGCGUGGAGUUCCUGGUGGAGCCUGUCCCCAAAGAGGGGUUCCUGGUGCCUCAGGCCGAGUGGGGCAGGGCGGCCAUGCUCUACUCCAUGCCCCGCACGUGAGCAGACAUUAAAGCAGAGUCUCCUA
Bubalus bubalis (water buffalo) is the source of this 2271-nucleotide messenger RNA. It is a transcript of the gene ENGASE, whose product is annotated as endo-beta-N-acetylglucosaminidase. The record is from RefSeq and is a predicted model, not a curated record. Gene Ontology annotation, cellular component: cytoplasm. Lineage: Eukaryota; Metazoa; Chordata; Mammalia; Artiodactyla; Bovidae. The transcript has 14 exons. Gene Ontology annotation, molecular function: mannosyl-glycoprotein endo-beta-N-acetylglucosaminidase activity. Bases 36 to 2246 code for a protein of 736 amino acids. Gene Ontology annotation, biological process: protein deglycosylation.